Molecule: messenger RNA, 1633 nt
Organism: Paramuricea clavata
Lineage: Eukaryota; Metazoa; Cnidaria; Anthozoa; Malacalcyonacea; Plexauridae
Source: the annotation of a GenBank genome assembly
AGGUCCUGGGCCAUAUAUUCGUAUUGUGGGAAUCAAUUCGGAAAUAAAAACUCACAAUUACACAGGAUUUGGUAGGGUGAAAGUUUCGUGCACUGGAGAAGGAGAUAACGCAACGAAAGUUCACUGGACCAGAACGGAUAAAGAUGGCAAUAGCAUUAGUCUAAACACAACAAUCUUAAGAAUGGAGGAAAGCAGUGUUGUAGUGGGGAGCUCCGGGAAAUGGCGUGCAGAUUUGCUUGAUAGACCAGACACGACCAAGUUUCCAUACAGUUACAAAUGCAUCGUGGAAAACAAUUGUUGUCUAACUAAGAUGUCGUCACUGCUAAAUAUGACAUACUCUCCCCCGCCUGGUAAGUAUAGGUUAAACACCGAGAACGGUGUCUUAGAAAUUCCGAAGACAUAAAGCUGACGUUUGAGGUGUUUAACCAAUUUAUAGCCUGAUUGUCGAGGUUUCCAAAACAUAUCUUAAUAGCUUGUGGGGCAUGGAAUCUGGUCUAACAUGUGCAGUUUACGCUUUAAUUGGACGAAAACCGCAUUUUAUCAUCGAAGUCCCACACGUGAAACAGCAAAUAUUAUUCUAUAAAUAUAUAAUCCCGGCGUAUUUCCCCUGGCAAUUAGGGGGUAAAUUCCUAAAAGAUCAAUAAAUUACCACGUUGCAUCAAACAAAACGGAACCUAUGGUACACCACACAAUGUAAUGUAAUCCUAGCCAGAAAUUUGUAGAGGACUGAACAUUAUAUUGUUACAUUCUGUAAGUAUGGCAAAUCCCCCCGCAUCCUCCAUUAGGUUACAGUAUUGUUGUGCCAGAUUUCCAGCUAUUAUAGUUACCGUAAACAACCAUUAAAUGGGCCAUGAGUAGGGAGGUGAAAGUGAUGUAUAAGGAUAAAUUGAAAACGUGACCAAGAUUGAGCUAUAUAGUAUUCAAAAUUCAACAGCUAUACUGCUAAUCGAUGGUGAAAAAUAAUUGACAAUUAAAAUAAGAAUGAAUGAAAUUGCAGAUGGUGAGUGUCCACCCUUUGGCGUUAUAAAACCAAUUCAAGUGGAUUCAGCUCCAAAUGAAAGAUCUGUUACAUUUAAUUGGCAAUACGACCCAGACCCUGAAGAUACAGGCUUUAGUUUUUCAGUCAGGGGUGCAUCCCCUACAAACAAUUUGAGUAUCGCCGCACGAGAACGCAUCGUUCGUGGCUUAGGUAUGUACAAACAAACGAAUUUCUAUCUAUUGACUAGUGACGUACAAUUUUCGUUUUAAAUGGAGAUUGUGAUGACACACAAUUAGGAUUAUAUUAUUUUAACAAUGCCAAACAAAUAUACUGUAUUAUGAAAAUUUUGGCCUUUAAAUGGAAAACGUUUCACUAACAGCAUUAACAAUAUCGUUAUUUUUUGCCAUUUUAUUUAUUAGCUAUGUAUAUAACAAUGUUUUUCGGAUUUCUUUAUACUUAUUACUUAUUACUCACUAUACGUCAUGUUUUUUAGAACCAAACAAGAAUUACAGUUACAGUUACAGUAUACUUUAUGGAAAAGCAUGCAAGACGUUCGCUGCGCCUCGUCAAUUUACAACAUUACCAGAUUGUGAGUAUAAAUUGUAUGUUCUUCUUAAAACACAACUCCGAAAUUACAAUGGCAUCGCUAACUAA